This is a messenger RNA of Clonostachys rhizophaga, 1821 nucleotides long. NCBI's taxonomy places the organism in Eukaryota, Fungi, Ascomycota, Sordariomycetes, Hypocreales, Bionectriaceae. The record is from the annotation of a GenBank genome assembly.
AUGAACGCCUCAAGGGCAUUCCUUCGACGCACGGCCACCCUCAGACCAAGAGCAACACGGUCUCUGCCUGCGCCAGCUCGGCAAUGGGUGCGCAAUUCUAGCAAUUCAUCUUCGUCAGCUACAGGGAAGCCUCGUGGCUCAGCUGGCAAGUUUAUCGGCUUCGGCGCCGUUUUUGGAGUCGCCGCUGCAGGAGCGUACUACUACCCAACCCUCAAAGAGCUGUUGGCCUCUGGCUCUGAAUCCCCACAGUCGGGACCGCUCAAGGCCAACAUUGAAUUCGAACAGCCUAGGAAAGAGGCUCUGACCAAAGAGGAGUACCGGGAGCUUCUCAGCUCGCAACACCUUCAGAUCCAAAGAAGCUGGGAGCAUCCAGGUGUCUACGUAUGGGGCUCCAACGUUGGCCAGGUUGUUGAUCCCAAUUCAAAUCAGAAGUACAUCAAGCUUCCCCAGCGCCUAGAGUUUUUCAACGAUCAGAUUUUGCGCGACCUGAAGCUUUCGCAGAGCUUCGGGGCUGCAUUGACUGAGAAGGGUGAUCUGGUGCAAUGGGGGUUGGGCUUCUCCAAGACCGACCCCAAGCCCGUCACCACCCUCCAGGGGAAAGAUCUCGCCAAGAUUGAAAUCUCUUCCGAUCACAUCAUUGCACUGAGCCGAAACGGAACCGUCUAUUCUGUUCCGUCGUCAAAGGAUGAUCUGGAAGGGGGGCUAAAACAGGAGCAGCAAAACGGGUCGUGGUCAAUAUGGGCCUCAUCAGGAAAGGGGGGCAUCAGCUCCCGGAAGCUGACGCCUUCGGGACUAGGUUACGGAGAGAAGAUUGUGGACAUCAGCAGUGGCCUCGAGCACUGUUUACUGCUCACCUCGAAGGGUAGAGUGUUUGCUGUCGCCUCUAGCGGUUUGGACUACCCUUCCAAGGGGCAGAUGGGAAUUCCCGGACUUUCAUGGAACACAAGGCCCAGUGGCCCAUAUGAUCAACCCUUGGAGGUCGAGCCUCUUCGUGGCCUUGAUAUAAAGCAGAUCGCGACUGGAGACUACCAUUCGGUGGUCCUUGACAAGGCCGGCCGGGUAUUUGCAUUUGGCGACAACCUCUAUGGGCAGCUUGGGUCCGAGCCGCUAGUGUCGGAGCCUUCCGUUGAAUAUCCAUCCGAAAUCCCCACGAUCACACUAUAUAAGCGUACUGGAUUGAUUCCCAAGGUUACAUCUAUCGCCGCUGGAGGCAAUACGACCCUUUUCGCUGUGGAAGCUGAGGCAACCUCGAACGAACAGAGUGGCCAAAAUGUAGCACCGUCUCGGAAAUAUCCCAGUGGAGUCUUCGACUUGUGGGCAGCUGGGCAAGGUGUGUACGGAACUCUGGGCACUGGAAAAUGGACUCAUAUCACACUGGGCCCAAACAAGAUCAAGUCUCUAUCCUCCCUUUACGAGUUUGACGAGAAGACAAACAAGAUGGCACCAAUCAAGAUCAAGUCCAUCAGUGUUGGAACCACACAUUGCGCUGCUGUUAUGGACAACACCACGGAAACCUACAUUUCUUCAGGAGCUUCGCAGAAUCAAACGUAUACCGGUGCUGACGUCUUGUUUUGGGGAGGCAAUGAGCACUACCAACUAGGCACAGGAAAGAGGUCCAACCUAAAUUUGCCCGCCUACAUUGGCCCUCUCGACCGAGGUGAGGGUGAUGCGCAGAAGGGGAGGCAGGGAGAGCAUCACAGACUCUGCCUGGCGCCUAAGCAGACGGCUCGCAUCGGCGAGCACGGGCAAGGGAGAAAACUGACGCUCGAGCAGAAGGUUGAAUGCGGUCAAUAUGUCACAGGCGUGUACUCUUCUAUUUAA